AAAGUGCAUGAAAUGGCUGCUUAGAUAUGCAAUGGAACAGAAACGCUCAAUUUCAAAGGUGUUUUCAAGAGAAGAUUACACAGAUUUGUUCAUGGAUGGUGUAAGUGUUGGCAGCCACAUAUCACGAGAGUGAGGAAUUCAGAUCUUUGGUAGACAAUGAUGCACACAAAAUUGAAAUAGCCUACGCAUCAGAUUAAUUCUUUAAAUAAAAAUAAAAACAUCAAACACUGUGUUUCCCGGUGCAGACCAUUAUAAUUUGUCAAAAUAGAUUGUAAUGGGUGACCCGUUAAUCCUAAACCACAAUUUAAGGCUGAUUCUGUUCCUCAGAGAAUACUGCAUAUAUUUCUGUGUUCCUGGCAUGAUGUGAGUCACCUCAUUUGAAAAGAUCUUCCUUUGCGUGUUAAUGCUGAUCUUUCGGAUCAGGUUUUUAUUUGACAUUGGAUAUAAAACCGAAACGGGGCCAAAUCCCUGUUUUUGCAGCUCUCUGGGGGAAAUAACCCUACGAACUCUAAAACUUGUUGGGAGGGAUUAACAUGAGCACAGCUGUUACCGGGCUUUUAAAUUCCGGUAGGACACCCUUUUGUCUGACCUGGAUGCUGACACGACGCCGAACAGAGCUCUCCUGGUAUAAGCAAGAUCCAAAUUCACUUUGUCAAGCGAAAAGAAAGCUAAAUUGUGAGCAGUAGGCGGGUUAGACAAAUCGUCUCCAUAAAAUCAAAUAUCGGUAUGCUGUUGCUAAAGAGUGCAAUUGUGUCUGGCACAUAGUUUAUGUUUGCUAUAAUGCUCACUCCAUCGGGAAUGGCCGUAUGAGGGGCGUGACUAAGACUUUUCUUUGAACUUUAACUUGACAGGUGUUUUUAGGUAAACGUACAGGAUCAAGAACAACUGGUAGGCCAGUGCCUAUUUAAUGACUUGCCUUGUGUAGGUCAAGGCUAUAGAACCAUUUAGAAAUAGCCUAUGUAUUGCACAUUUUGUAUUAUCCAGUAAUGAUUAUGUUAAUUUAAGUUGCCGAUAAGACUAGUCAACAGCGUUAAGGCCACUGGCAUUUCUAACCUGGUAUUAGGCGUGCGGAGCAAGGCUAGAACAUCGGUUCCAUUGAUCAAGGAUGGUGCCAUUAUGACGACAUGUGACUAAGUAAGUCAUUCCAUCCGGUCAUUGUCUUUGUCAACAUCAAGAAGAAUCCCCAGACCUUCAGUCGACCGUUGAAAAAAGCGUGGCGUUCAUCUGAAUUUAUUUUGAUUGAAAUGUAGUUAACAUGGACGAAAAGGUUAAGAAAGUAUUUGGAUUUCAAGGGGACACCAUACAUCCCCUAGAUGUGCCCGAGCGCAGGAAGAUCUGCCGGCCACCGGACAGUCUUACGGUCUACCACACCACCCGCCUCUGUGAGAGGCUGAUGCAGCCCAAGAGCGAGUUUGACCUUACUGACCCCAGGGGUUUUCUGGUGAGCUCUGAAUACAACAGCCUCCAUGAUCCCAACCUGAGGGGUUACCUCUUCCGUAAGGACAUCCACCGGAGGCUCUUCAGGGGCGGCUUCAUCACCAAGGAUGACAAAGUGAUCUGCUCUCUGAGGACCUUGAACAAGUACAGAGAGCAGCUGGCAGACGUGGAGAUGGACUGGAGUCGCAGGUUUAGGGCCGAACAGAAGGAGGUGUUGAAAAUGUUCCUCACUUUGCAAGACCAUGGAAGGAUCAGCUCUGAUGUGACUGUUACCGAUGUGACCGAUUGGGCUUUGCGGUCUGGAAAGCACCUCUUUGAGAAUCCGAACAGUGCAUAUAAAAGCAGGUCCUCGUCAGGCCUGAGUCUGCAGCGGCUGCCUGCCAUUGCCAGGAGGUGUAGUGCCAUAGAGGUCUCACCAGGCUCUACCGGCAGAUCUGAAUUGAUCUGGAGUGCUAAGGGCUCUCAUAUUAUGGAAGGGCUCACUAAGGAGCUGCAAAGGGAGAGGAGACUCGAAAGUCGCUGGAUUACCUCCAAACAACAGAAAGAAAAGAAGAGGGAAGAGUGGAUUCAGAAGAAUCUAAUGAAGGUAAAAAAAAAGAGUACCCAUAAAAGCAAAAAGGAGUCUCUGGGCCGUCUAUCAAGUGAUGACGCACAUUUGCUUCGUGAGGUGUUAGCAAACCACCUUGGAGGCCAGGGGGAACUCGCCCAAUCCCUGGAUGGGUCCAGCUCCCAGAGAGCUACCCCCAAAAAAGCCUCUCCCUCAGGAGACCUUGCUUCGGACCAGUGUGAAAGGAUGGAGGACCUUGCUCGCGAUGUUGAGAAAUCAGAGUCUCUGCAAAAGCCACUCAGUCUUCAGUCUCAACUUCAUGGCAGCCGUAACCACAUCUUCGCCUCAGCAGCAGAUGUUGUCAUGAGAGCAGACAGAGUUUACUCCAGCCGACAAAGCAGAAAUGCUUCUCUUGUCUAUCAACGUCCUUUUAUAGGUGCAAAAAAGAAACUCUCCGCAAUAUGCCAGAAACUGGUCACCAGGGUAUCCAGUUCACACAGACCAGCUACCGCAUGUGACCUACAUGGGAAGAUGACGUCAACUCCAUCAGUCUCCUCACAUCAGGUUGAUAUUCAGCAAACAUUACUACAGGAGCACUUCAAAGGAAUGAUUACACCAGAAGAGCUGCAGGUGGUGCUUCAAAGCAUGGUGGUGACUUUAGUGGACGAGGUUAACGAGGUCCUGAUCCCCGCCAUUGUUGCCUUUGAGUACGAACACGUGAUGGCCUCAAGCAUCCCAAAGGAUCUCUCCUCCUCCUUCGAUGAAACCUCGUCCAGCUCCAAAAUCUCUCCCGUGACCAGCAGUUCAUCCUGCUCAACGCCAAAGGUCACGGUCACGUACCCUGAUUACACACUGCCGAACAGCAGGGGCGUGAGCCACGCGGAUAUGUGGAGCGUCAGCGCUCCACAGAUCGGCCGAGAUCAUGAGAGGAACAGUCUCGGGAAAAACGUAGUGGCUCCCAGUGCCAGUCUGCUCCUGAAAGUGGAGAACAUCAUUAAGGACAUCGUCUCGGUGGAAGACUUCACUCAGCAGACGGGAGACGGCAACGCAGUGGUGACUCCAAGUGUCGCUAAGGAUUCGGAAGCCACAGCCAGUUUGGAUGCUGAGAUCAAACCUGAGGAGAAGACUGAGAUGGAAAUUGGCGCAGGGAGAAUUCACAUAGAUGCUGCUGUCACCACGGAUACCGACUCCAGCUCUGACAGUCACAUCCUUGAACAGUCAUCUGAUAACAUUGAAAAGAAGGCCAGGCAGCAGCUUGAGGCGAAGGAUGCAACGAGCGACAACCCAGAAUUCAGCGAGAGUGAAGUAAGCAACACUUCCUCAGAGGAAGAGUCCGGCUUCAUGGUCAGCCUGGAGAAGAUCAUCCGGCUGUCCUCUGACCAGGUGGAUGAGAUCCUCGACAAGGUGAGCUUCGUCCUGAAUGAGGAGCGGUCAUGCUGGCUUCCCUUUGAUUGGCCCGUGUCCGCGGAUGGACAUGACGACGUUGAAGCGGUGUCCCCUCCGCCCAACAGCGUGAUCUUCGCCAUCAUCCAGAAGAUGCAGCUGGACAAGUACCUGGAGAGGAAGCUGAUGUCCUUCUUUGCAGGAAGACAACUGACUAGCCCAGGAGGUGCGCCCAUCUCUCCUGUGGCCAGCUUGUCACCCAGCGCCCUCGAGAAACUUUCCUGGAACACGCUCUCUGAAGUCAACCCCCACUCCAUCAAAGUGACCAAAUGGCUCCUUGAGACCAUCCAGAAACGCAAUGACUGGCAAGGCAGCAUGAACUGUGACCUGGAAGAGAUGGACAGCAGGAAGGUUAGAGAGAGGCACCUCCUCUGCGAGGUUAUCCAGGCCCUGUUGGACCAUCUGAACAAUCUGAGCACCACAAGGAGCCUCAACAGGCAGACCCAGUCCGACACCAACAUGCAGCCAGGGGGAGUGGGCCAGGGUGGUCCGGGGUAUGUGGGCACGGUGGUGUCGGACAUAUCUCUCGCGGCGAGCGAGCUCACAAAGGAGGUCACGGCCAAACUUCUCCUUGAAGAUAACUACCAUUAAGUGCACCCACUAACAGUCUUACCAUAAUCCUGACAUAAAAAUGGAAAUAGAAAUUUUUCUAACCUAGAUCAAGUUUUACAUUUUCAUUUAUAAUGAAAAAGAUUUCUGUGUCGUGGACAAUGUCUUUAACUUUAAACACUACUUGUAAAGAACCUUUCAAGAGCAUUUCAAGUAUGUGUUUUAUUGACUAACCUGGGUAAGUUCAUAUUGUCUGCAAUUUCCACAGACUUCAACAUAAAGUAAGCCUAAUUCGGUUCAGUUUAUUUAAAGUAAUUGAAGCUUUUCCUCCUUAACAAGCUGUUUUUAAAAGGUCAGUUUAUAUGAAUUACACUAGUUGGUGUACAAUCUUGUGUUUCUUUUGCACUAUAAUAACUUGUAUUCUACUGUACUCUAUUUAGGUUGGGAUUCAUGUAACACAUUGAGCCUUUAUGAUUAAAUGGAGACCUUCGGCAA
Molecule: messenger RNA, 4471 nt
Organism: Clupea harengus (Atlantic herring)
Lineage: Eukaryota; Metazoa; Chordata; Actinopteri; Clupeiformes; Clupeidae
Product: fibrous sheath-interacting protein 2
Source: RefSeq, a predicted model, not a curated record